CGAAGUCCCCUUCUGGCCUCUGUAUCAAUCUUGUAAUCCAACUCUCUAGUUGGACUCUCAUCGUCGAUAUAACAAUCUAUACAAACAUGUCUUCUUCUACAUCUACUCUAGAGUCCCUCUUCCAGGCCCUUCGGGUCGUCGGGAGCAACUUGAUCUUCAUCAUCCCAUCAUUUUUGACGGUGUAUUUCCUCUACGCCCGCUAUAGCUCACCCCUUCGACGGAUACCCGGUCCCUUUCUUGCAUCUGGCUCUAUCAUUCCAAGACUACUUGUCCUCAAACAAGGACGGGCUCAUUCUUGGGACCAGGACCAGCACAAAAAGUUCGGCCCUAUCGUCCGUAUCGGUCCAGCACACGUUGCUGUCUCAAAGCCGGAAGCGAUCAGUCAAAUCUACGGUGUCAAGACCAAGUUCUACAAAUCACAAUUCUUCCUCACCUUCUCGACGUACGAUGAAGAAGGUCUUGUCCCAGAUCCCUUCGUUUUGCGAGAAAGAGAAAUGCACACGAGGAUGAGAAGGAGUGGGGCAAAUGCUUUCGCCUUGAAGUCGCUGCCUUCAUAUGAGAAGAACGUGGACAAGGUCAUUCAACGGUUCAUCGCAAACGCCGACCAGAAAUACGUUGAUCGCCCUUGCGACUUCGGACGAGUGGCUCAAAACGUCAUUGCAGAUUCUAUUUUCGCUGCCAUCUUUGGGAACGAUCAGCGUCUCAUAGAGACGGACGACUCGAACAACGUGAGUCUCAAGAUCGAGAGAUAUAUGAACUGGGCUACCAUCACCGGUGUAAUUCCUUGGAUCCACAGGUACUUUCUCCAGAACAUGUUUGUUUUCAUGUGUUUUAUCGCGACCGACAAUAUGUUCCAGGCGGGCAUUGACAUCUCUCUCGCCGCCCUGGCAAGGAUACGAUCUGGGAACGUAGCGGCGGAUGUACCCGAGGAAGGGUACGACACCAUGCUGCGAAAACUUGCCUUCCUUCAGCAUGACAAGCCAGAUCUACUCAAGGAUCGCGAGAUGAUGAUUCACACCUACGGCGGCGUCAUCGCUGGUAGUGAUACCAGCAGCACCGCUCUCCGCUCCAUCUUUUACUUUCUCCUCAAGAACCCAGAAACCUACUCCAAACUCUGCGACGAGAUCCGCGGCUCUGGUUUUACUGUCCCCGUCUCAUUCGCAGACGCAAGCUCACUCCCAUACCUUGGGGCCGUCAUCCGUGAGGCUCUUCGGAUCCACUCGCCUGUCGGCAUGAUGCUCCCUCGCAGUGUGCCCGCUGGCGGCGUAACAAUCGAUGGCUACUACCUACCUGCGGGCACUGAAGUUGGCAUAAGUCCCUGGGUCCUACACCACGACCCGAAUGUCUUCCCUAACCCUGAGCGCUUUUAUCCGGAUCGAUGGCUCACCAAGGACGCCGAGGCCCUUGUGCGCAUGAAUAGGUCGUUCUUCGCGUUUGGACAUGGUAUUCACACGUGCAUCGGCCAGCACAUGAGCUCCAUGAUGUUGACAAAGAUUAUCGCUUCCAUGCUGCUCGCCUUCGACCUCGAAUUUGUCAACCCCAAUGAGAACUGGCACUUCACGUCGAGGUUCUUCACCUAUCAGCAUGGAAUUAACGUAAGGUUCAGGCAUAUCAAGUCUAAGGCUUAG
Cucurbitaria berberidis CBS 394.84 is the source of this 1628-nucleotide messenger RNA. Its product is annotated as cytochrome P450 oxidoreductase. Gene Ontology annotation, molecular function: iron ion binding; monooxygenase activity; oxidoreductase activity, acting on paired donors, with incorporation or reduction of molecular oxygen. Bases 87 to 1628 code for a protein of 513 amino acids. NCBI's taxonomy places the organism in Eukaryota, Fungi, Ascomycota, Dothideomycetes, Pleosporales, Cucurbitariaceae. The transcript has 3 exons. The record is from RefSeq and is a predicted model, not a curated record.